Molecule: messenger RNA, 4257 nt
Organism: Vanrija pseudolonga
Lineage: Eukaryota; Fungi; Basidiomycota; Tremellomycetes; Trichosporonales; Trichosporonaceae
Gene: Ank2
Product: Ankyrin-2
Exons: 5
Coding region: 370-3840 (1156 amino acids)
Cellular component (GO): cytoplasm; nucleus
Molecular function (GO): protein binding
Source: RefSeq, a predicted model, not a curated record
GGUCAUCUCACACAUCCCAUCACUCAACUCCGGUGCAACCUCCCCCCCAAGCCCCUGUGUCACCUCGCAGCAACACCUCUUGGCACUGUCCUCUUCGCCUCUCAUCGACAUAAACGUGCUCCAUUUUGAACCCCAAUGGUAGCUACAUCCAACCCGAGCCAACAACAUUAGCGACUAAGCUCUUACUGCCGACAUACGCAAUUUCGGCUCUGGCGGCGCAAUCUGCGACGACACUCUCAACACACACCGGCGCAACAUUGCAUUCCUCGUUCAUUGUCCCCCACUUCCCACCGUCCAUCCCCGAUAAUAACACUGUCCUCAUCACGGCCCGCUCCGUCGCCCAUCCCGCCAUCGGGGCGAUAGUAAACCAUGCCUCCGCCGGCAUUGGCAGCAGCGGCGCCGUUGGCGAACAGCACGAGCGCAACAGCGCUGACCCCUCCGCCUCCGCCUCCACCGACAAAGCUCGAGGCAAUACGCAGCAAGAUGCCGUCGUCGGCCUCGAGCCGCGCCGAGCGCGUCGAGGCAAAGUACGACGUUGUGCUGGACUAUCCAAACCUCGAGCUGCAUUCCGCUGCCGCUAGCGGCAACGUUGGUCUCGUGCACUACGCUCUGACGCAUGGCCAGCCCGUCAACUCGCUCCUCCACGGAUGUCUCCCGCUCCACGCCGCUUGCUCUGGAGGAAGUGUCAGUGUCGUGCGCAUGCUCAUUGAGCGCGGCGCAGACGUCAACGCUCCUAGGCUUCCUCGUCGCUACAGCGAGAACAAGCGUAGUGGCGCUCCGGCAGUGGGAACGGCAGCAUCACAAGGGUCCACACCGCUACACUUUGCCGCAGCCAAUGGCCACGCACCGAUUGUGCAGAUACUCCUCGCGUGCGGGGCGGUCCCCGACAAGCAAGACAAGAACGGUCUCACACCACUUGACCUGGCAGAUCUCAGCGGAUACACCGAGGUCGUGAGGACGCUGGCGGUGUGGAGCCGGAUAGCCGCCCCAGCAUCUUCCGGAGAGGUUGUUGGCGAGAGCUCGACGACAAGACGAGCCCGCGGACACUCGCUCGGCAGCACCCAAGUGCCAGUAUCAGAAGAGGAGUUUCCAUCGCGCAGGGGCAAGGAAAGAGCAGGCAGUGCCGUUAGCCACGCCUCGGAACGCGGCAUCCGCCUUCUAAGGUCUAGCCUUGAGAGCGGCUUGAACGCCGUCCGGCCCAUGACGUCCACAGCAAGCGAAGGGAGCGAGUCUACGGCUGGACCAGGUGAUACCAACACUCCGAAGGGUGGACUCGCCCGGAGCAACAGCAGCACGCGCAACCAUACACCUCCAAUCACCCUUCCGACGUCACUUCAAAUCACUAGCACUAUUGACAGCGAUAACCCGAGCUCCAACCUCGCCUCACCCCUGCAAUCACACACAAACUCUCCUUCCAGCGACGACGAGGAGCUCAGCCGCCCAGGAGCUGUGGACGGAGCUGACGCUCAAAAUCCGUCGCCUGGGCCGCGCUCAUCACGCCGCCCGUCUCUGCCAUCAAUAUUUGAGAGAGCGGCACACCCGGGGGUUGCGUUCCGCUCCGCGAUGCGCAAAUCUCCACAAGACAGCUCGCCCUCGAUCAGCGAGUCGUCACCGCCACCCAAUGCCCAGCUUUUCCGAGGCCGAAGCCGCACCCAGCACGACGCAGGUGGCAAUCGGCCAAAGGUCAACAGACAAGCGAUCCUUCAGCUCUUCCGCCGUGGCCAGUCGCCCCCGUCACGCAGUCCCAGCCCUCCCAAGCGAUCUGAUUCCAACCGUCUUCUUCCUUCACCUUCGGACCGCGAUCAUGACGCCGACAUCAGCAGGCAUACGAGCAUGGACCCAGAGCUGGCCGAAAUGGUCAAGGAUAUCACUCGUCUUGGGGAGCAACUGAACACGGCCGCCGUGUUGUCCGCGCCGGCAGCAAAGACGCACUUCUUUGAAGGCGAUAUUGAGAACACGUCGCGAUUCAGCGUUGCUUCAGAUCCGCCACACCGCGAAGCAGCAGCGAGUGGUGACAGGUCGUGGGACAGACGCACCGUCCGGAACGGCGCGAGCAGCGGCGUCAUCAGCCCCAGCCCUCUGGCAAACGAGUGGGGCCUGGGUGAAGACGGCCAAGACAUUGUCUUGCGAAGGACUCAGGUUCGGCGAUCUCUGACCGAUAUCCGGAAACCUUCCCACAAUGCCCCACGACGCAUGAUUAGCACCCCUGCCAUGCCAAUGACCAAGCCCCGUUCGUCGACGCUCCCAAGCCAACACCGCAUCUUUUCGUCGGACAGCUCUGUCCCCGCCAGCGCUUCGACCAGCCCGCCGGGCAACGGGCCACUCGGCUAUGGUUUACCAGAAGUCGACGUCGUGGCAAAUGCGGUCUCGGCACGUGCUCCAGAAGGUCAAAAUAACGGCGGCAGGAAUGUGGAUUCCACCAUGCCCCAUCUUGCCCCCUCUGAGGAGUCGCACGCGGAAGGCGACGAUCAGUUCCACGAAGAGCAAACAAAUGUUCGUCGAUUUCGUGGUGAAAGCAUUGGCUCCAAUGGGACCGUCUCGUCGCGCCUCAUCCUCACUCCGCCUGGUUCGACUGCCCCAACCUUCGGCCACACCACUACGCUCCCCCGAACGGAAGAAUCUGAACGACAGAGUGAUAUGCGCUCCCUCGGUCUCAUCGUCGACGGGGCGAUCAGCAGUGGAGCUCGCUCGCGAGCGCAGAGUGCAUCUUCUGGAUCGACCAACUACGGUCAUCCGAAGCCACUCACCCCGGUUACCCGUAGCCCGGGUGCUGGGCACACUACGAGCCGUGAUAGCUCUCGUCCUCCACGACCUGCAAGUCGCCAGAUUUCAACCCAUGCCGAGGCGCAGGAUGUGCUUGAGCAGACCGAGCGAGACAUCUUGGAGAUUGCUCAGAUGCCCCUCACUCAGGACAGCAGCAGAACUCUGGCGGACCAGCUGGCGGCCUAUGGCGAGAGCCACGCCAUUGCCCAGGAGUUUGCUCGUGCCGAGAGAAGGAGCACGGUCAGCAGUGGUUCUGAGCGGCGUAGCUACGCAAGCAGCACCAGCAAUCAGCGCCGAUCGGUGAACGGCAGUAGCUCGCGUGUUUCGUCCACCAUUCUUGGUGACCCCAACCUGCCAAUGGCAGCCGUGAACGACAUUUACGACCGCCGCAACGCUGCCUACCGGGAGCGGCUGACCGCGCUGGCGGCUGUACCGCCCAUCUACCAUCACCACACUCGUGCUCAUCCAACGGCUGGGGCGCGGAGCCGCUCAUACUCGAGCAGCGACAACUGGGUGACAGCGGGUCCCGGCGCAACGACGGCUAGGAGCCUAGGCCACCCCCGUCGUUUGACCGACCCUUACAAGACCCCCGAUUCCAACCUCUCUCCACCACCGACUGCCGACUCGAGCGAUGUCGACAACCACCCACAUAUCUCUGGGCCGAUGCCUAUGCCAGCGUCGAAUCAGGCGCCGCUCGGCAAGAAGACUGGCCGAUCGCCGGCAACGUCUCGUGCCCCCCUGCCGCUUCACAAGUCGCCGCCGCUCUCUAGUUCUCACGCGCCUGCGCCCGAAACAGGACUCGCCCGCGGCGGUUCUAUUAACCGAUACAAGGGCCUCGCGCAAGCGCGCGCCUUUGCUACUGCCUCGUCUGUCCCACGCUCUGCUGCCUUCUCAAGCGCCUUUGCCGACGCCCAGGACUCGGACGAAUCCGACGCGCAACGGCAGGCCCCGUACGUCGUCGCGCCCGCCAGCUUCAGCGGCAUCGACCCCUACCCCGAGAAGAAGUCGGGCAAGUGGGGCCAGCUCCGCGGCGCAAAAGACCAUAUCAAAGGCGCAUUUGGCUCCCUACGGCGCUAGUCGCCUCCUCCUUGUACAACUUUUAUCCUGUUGUGAUCAUCCUCCCUUGGUUGUCAUCUGAUGAGAAUCGUCACGACCCACAUAGACUUGAGUGCAUCGCGAUGCUACGCGUAUCAUGAGUGAGAGGGGCCCCAGAGCUGUUGUUGGCAACCACAACAUGAAUCAGUCUGCAUGUGCUGGAGUCUGUGAGCUGACUUUACGAGCUGGUUACGGCUCCCAGAGAGAGAGAGAGAGAGCUAUACACUCCUUGCUCGUGUGUAGCGUUGCGUUACUGUGCUCAGGAUCACGUGUCGAACACAUGUCUUGAAUGCCCUCAGAAUCGCGGCGAAGGGCCGAUAUCAGUAGUCGCCAGACGCCUUCAGCCCGACCUCGACCCCACGCCGCUAUCAUGAAUGCGAUGCAACCAUGCUGCUGCUA